CGUCAACUGCGAUCCCUUUGCCUCCUUUGCGUGAAGCAGCAUGUCAGGCUCCGGGCGAAAAGACUUCGAUGUGAAGCACAUCCUGCGACUCCGCUGGAAACUCUUCAGCCACCCGUCGCCGUCCCCCGGCGGCCCGGCGGGGGGCGGCUGCCCGCAACAGGACGGCAGCGGCAGCUUUGAGCACUGGGGACCCAGCCAGAGCCGCCUGCUCAAAAGCCAAGAGAAGAGCAGUGGGAGCACUUUCUGGAAGAAGCCUUCCUCUUCUUCCUCCUCUUCCUCCUCGUCCUCCCCCUCCUCUUCCUCCUCGUCCUUCAACGCACUGAAUGGCACGCUGCUUCCAGUUGCCACAAGGCUGCAGCAAGGGGCUCCCGGGCAGGGCACCCAGCAACCAGCCAGGACUCUCUUCUACGUGGAGUCCCUAGAGGAGGAAGUGGUGCCAGGCAUGGACUUGCCUGGACCACAGGAAAAAGGGAUGGUCCUGCAGGAGCUCAAAGUGGAGCCCGCCAACUCGAGCCAGGCAACAGGUGAAGGAUGUGGACAAAGGCUGUCAGCAACCAGCCAUUCAAUGACACCUCAAAGUGAUCUGGACUCCAGUAGCUCUGAGGAAUUCUAUCAAGCCAUUCACCAUGCAGAGCAAACCUUCAGAAAGAUGGAAAGUUACUUGAAGCAACAGCAGCUCUGUGAUGUUAUCCUGAUUGUUGGGAACCGAAAGAUACCUGCACAUAGGCUUGUUCUGAGUUCAGUCUCUGACUAUUUUGCUGCCAUGUUUACAAGUGAUGUUUGUGAAGCCAAGCAAGAUGAGAUAAAGAUGGAAGGCAUAGACCCCAAUGCCCUCUGGGACCUCGUCCAAUUUGCAUAUACAGGCUGCUUGGAAUUAAAGGAAGACACCAUUGAAAACCUUCUUGCUGCAGCGUGCCUUCUUCAGCUUCCUCAAGUAGUGGAAGUGUGCUGCCACUUCCUCAUGAAGCUUUUGCAUCCAUCUAACUGCUUAGGAAUCCGAGCAUUCGCAGAUGCUCAAGGAUGCAUUGAAUUAAUGAAGGUGGCCCACAGCUACACAAUGGAAAACAUAAUGGAAGUUAUCAGAAAUCAAGAGUUUUUACUCCUUCCAGCUGAGGAGCUCCAUAAACUACUGGCCAGUGAUGAUGUAAAUGUUCCUGAUGAAGAAACCAUUUUCCAUGCAUUGAUGAUGUGGGUCAAGUAUGACAUGCAGAGGAGAUGCAAUGACCUGAGUAUGCUUCUUGCCUUUAUAAGAUUGCCACUGCUUCCCCCACAGAUAUUAGCUGACCUCGAAAACCAUGCAUUAUUUAAGAAUGAUCUGGAAUGUCAAAAGCUGAUUUUGGAAGCAAUGAAAUAUCAUCUGUUGCCAGAAAGAAGAACUUUAAUGCAAAGUCCGAGAACUAAACCCAGAAAAUCUACAGUUGGAACUCUGUAUGCUGUAGGAGGAAUGGACAACAACAAAGGAGCUACAACCAUAGAGAAAUAUGACCUCAGAACAAAUUUGUGGAUCCAGGCAGGGAUGAUGAAUGGCAGGAGGUUGCAGUUUGGCGUGGCUGUUAUUGAUGACAAACUCUUUGUAAUUGGAGGUCGAGAUGGCUUAAAGACCUUGAACACUGUUGAAUGUUACAAUCCCAAAACCAAGACUUGGACUGUUUUACCACCAAUGUCAACACAUAGACAUGGUCUAGGUGUAACAGUACUUGAAGGCCCGAUCUAUGCUGUGGGGGGCCAUGACGGCUGGAGCUACCUGAACACAGUGGAGAGGUGGGAUCCGCAGAGUCAGCAGUGGACCUUUGUAGCCAGCAUGUCCAUUGCUCGGAGCACAGUUGGUGUAGCAGCACUGAACGGCAAGUUGUAUUCAGUUGGAGGUCGGGAUGGAAGUUCCUGUUUGAGUUCAAUGGAAUAUUAUGAUCCUCAUACAAAUAAGUGGAACAUGUGCGCUCCCAUGUGUAAGAGGAGAGGAGGUGUUGGAGUGGCCACAUGUGAUGGUUUUCUUUAUGCAGUAGGAGGCCAUGAUGCUCCUGCUUCAAAUCAUUGUUCCCGGCUGCUAGAUUAUGUAGAAAGAUAUGACCCCAAAACAGACACUUGGACCAUGGUGGCCCCCUUGAGUAUGCCCAGAGAUGCUGUUGGGGUCUGUCUCCUUGGUGACAGAUUAUAUGCUGUUGGUGGCUAUGAUGGGCAGACAUACCUCAACACUAUGGAAUCCUAUGAUCCACAAACUAAUGAGUGGACACAGAUGGCUUCCUUGAAUAUUGGGAGAGCAGGAGCCUGCGUGGUAGUCAUCAAGCAACCUUGACUUUAUUUUAUUUUAUUUGGAGGGAUUUGAUUUGCUGAAGUGGGUUAUUUUUAUAUUGUAUGGCAAGAGUGAGAACUUCUUGAGGUGAAAACUUUUCAAGAACAAGGAUUUCUGUAGAUUCACCUACUGAUGUCAAAAGAGGCAGAAGAUCAAACAGAAUUAUAGAAAACAGGAACACAUCAAACCUAUACAGGAACAAUGUCUGGCCAAUAUGUUAGUUCAGGAACGGUUAGUGGUAAUUUGUUUUGUAUUAUACCAUACAAUAACUAGAGUUACCAAAGGCUUGCUUUUCUUGAACAGUUGAAAGGAGAGACCAAUAUUUGUGACAUGGAUAAUUUCAUGACUGAAACUCAUUCAAUUGUUUUAUAAUCAGUGGCAAUAUCCAAGAGAUUGCUAAGAGUAGAAGACAGGAUAUUGCAUCCGACAGAAUCUGAUUGGUUUAGUGUUCUUUUAAUCAAACGUGGUCAAACCAUAAAGCAGAAUGAUGUUUUAUUAAAACAAACCUGCUUCUUUCUCAUUGUCUUAAGCUAUGAGAACAAUUAGAGAAACAGAUUCAUGCUUGUUUCUUGCAUUCAGAAAACAAACUGUCCUGCUAAUCAAAGCUGCAUAUCUCAUCAGAGAUGACGACUGAAUUUUAUUGCAACCAUGUUAGCAAUCUGAAACUGGCAAACUCAAAGGAGUGUUUUCAUUAGACCUGCUGCUUUGCUUUGCUUUUUUAACACACUGAGCCAAAGAUUCAGUACAAUUAUGGGCUUUUGCCUUAUGUUGAGUUCAGUGUAAGCAUGGAAGCUAGUUGUUCUGAAUGUUGUAUAUAUCCAUUGCAUGGUGAGGUCCUUUAGAAUUUUGUUCUUAAAGAAACUUAGAACUUCAGAAAGGAUAUGAUCCAUUAAGUUGGAGUAUUUAUGAUUAUUGCUAGCAGGAAAGAGGACUGCAGAUUCCCAUUCCCCGCUUUUCAAACUUGUUACAUUGAUAUGUACAUUAUUUUAAGGCAAAUGUUUGUAAUUGUUUAAAGCAUAAAGUGAAAACAUUAUACAAUAUCCUUAAUAAAUAAAUCCAUGUAAAUUUUAAAUACAAUUAAUAAAUGACCAAAAAAUUUGC
Lemur catta (Ring-tailed lemur) is the source of this 3391-nucleotide messenger RNA. RefSeq names its product kelch like family member 1 (gene KLHL1). The record is from RefSeq and is a predicted model, not a curated record. The transcript is spliced from 11 exons. Bases 41 to 2293 code for a protein of 750 amino acids. Lineage: Eukaryota; Metazoa; Chordata; Mammalia; Primates; Lemuridae. Gene Ontology annotation, molecular function: protein binding.